AUGUCUACUGUUAAUGUUUUGAGGUAUUCUGCUUUGGCACUUGGUGUUGCAGUUGGUUUGAAGACUGAUUUGUCUUUGAAGAGCGCUGCCGAAAAGGAGCACGAAAAGAACGAAUUGGAAGCUCAAUUGAAGCUUGUAGAGAAGGCCAAGGCUGAAUAUGCCAAGCUACACCCUGUGAAGAAGGAAACCGCUGCUGCAUCCUCCACCAAGAUUGAUUUGGAAGACCCUAACUUGGACUAUGCAGCCGUUAUCUUGAAUGCAGUUGAAUCUUUGAAGCAAUAA
Molecule: messenger RNA, 282 nt
Organism: Kluyveromyces marxianus DMKU3-1042
Lineage: Eukaryota; Fungi; Ascomycota; Saccharomycetes; Saccharomycetales; Saccharomycetaceae
Gene: TIM11
Product: F1F0 ATP synthase subunit e
Exons: 1
Coding region: 1-282 (93 amino acids)
Biological process (GO): proton motive force-driven ATP synthesis
Molecular function (GO): proton transmembrane transporter activity
Source: RefSeq, a predicted model, not a curated record